AUGCCGAUCGAGCUACUCAAAUGGCUGUGGGAGCAGCCCCUCUCCUCCUUCCCCAAUUCCCUCCGCAACUCCAUCGUCCAAUGCUUCAUGAUCGUCCUCCUCUUCGUCGACCGCCUCCUCUCCUUCGUCUCCACCGAGUUCGCCCGCCUCUUCGACCUCCGCCGCCCCUGCCUCCUCUGCCCCCGCCACCCUGCUGACAUCUUCUACAACGACUCCAUCUGCGACGCCCACAAGCGCGACGUCUCCUCCCUCGGCUUCUGCGCCGUCCACUCCAAGCUCUCCGACAUCCGCUCCAUGUGCCACGUCUGCAUCGUCUCCUUCGCCACCGAGAAGGAUUCCGACUGCGACAAGUACAAGGCCGUCGCCGCUAUUCUCAACAAGGACAUUGAUCGGAUUGUGGAUGACGACCGCCGCGCUGCCCUGCUCCGCCGCCUUAAGAAGGAUGACGACGACGAUAAGGGAGCCGAUCCCAAUUUGUGGUGCUCUUGCUGCGGGGAGCCCCUCAAGCUCAGGGCUUCCAAGAAGUUUCUGAGGAGUCUGUCCACCAAGUCCCCGGCUUCGUCUCCAAGGCUGUCGUGGCUGGCCAAUAGGAACGAUGAGACGCCUCGGUCGAGGUACCUGGAGCUGGAGGCGCCACAGAGUGAUGCAAUCACACCAUUCUUGCAAGACGAUCCUAACAGAACUCCUAAAUGGCUGAUGAGCAGGAGCAGCAAGAAACUCAAUUUUGACAAAGUGGAUACCCCUGUUGAGCCCUUGGACAUAAUGAGCCCUAUCAACGAGGUGGACAGCGACGUCCUCAGUCGUCUCAAGCAGCAAGACAAUCUCGACCAAGACUCCCUGAUGGCGCUGUACGUGGAGCUGGACAAUGAGAGGAACGCUGCUGCUGUGGCUGCCAACAAUGCAAUGGCUAUGAUCACUCGGAUCCAGCAGGAGAAGGCCGCUAUCCAGAUGGAAGCGCUUCAGUACCAGAGGAUGAUGGAGGAGCAAGCAGAGUACGACGAGGAGGCCUUGGACCUCAUGAGAGACAUGCUCAUCACCAAGGAAGAUGAUGUCAAAACGCUCGAGUCUGAGCUUGAGGCCUACCGGGUGAAAUACGGGCCUAUCGGGAAGUAUGGUAGCGACGCUUGUGAAUUUGAUACUGAUGAGGAUUUCACGGAGAUGAAGUCUCACUCGUCGUGUUUAAGCGAGAAAUUGUCAGACUAUUAUAGUUUGAAUGGUGGUGAUCAUAUGGAGGGAGAGUCGUCGUUCGAUUUCGAGGGGGAGAGGUCGUAUCUUCGUGGUCUUUUGACUGAUCUCGAGAAGAAGAUGAGGAAUGGUGAUAAAGAUAGAGAGUCCAGUUUCUCAAUGGAGGCAAUAAAAAAUGAUGAUCAAGACAGAGAUGGAGGUGAAAACAAAGGUAUACUUAAAACAGAGGUGUCUAUGAUCAAGGAGAGCUAA
This is a messenger RNA of Salvia hispanica, 1437 nucleotides long. The record is from RefSeq and is a predicted model, not a curated record. NCBI's taxonomy places the organism in Eukaryota, Viridiplantae, Streptophyta, Magnoliopsida, Lamiales, Lamiaceae.